Suillus clintonianus is the source of this 3804-nucleotide messenger RNA. RefSeq names its product putative aminoadipate reductase. The transcript is spliced from 13 exons. The record is from RefSeq and is a predicted model, not a curated record. Bases 405 to 3698 code for a protein of 1097 amino acids. NCBI's taxonomy places the organism in Eukaryota, Fungi, Basidiomycota, Agaricomycetes, Boletales, Suillaceae.
GUCCGACACGGACUUUUCCGGCUCCGAACUGUACCAUGUGUGCCGAGAAGUGUGACAUGCGCCGUAAGUACUAACGUGAAAUCUGGAGUCGAGACCAAACAUUCUAGUAGUAGCCAUCCGGACGUGGACAGGUCCUAGAUGAAGCACUCGAGCUAGAGGUAUCUCUGCUUCCCAAAAUGACUAGUAAUCAACAAAAGAGGAAAAGACUUCCUACUAGUAGCUCCGGAUACUAAUCCUCGAUUCCUCUGGGCUGGUAGCAUGCAUGCGUAUGGUCAAGAUCGUCAACACUGACAUGCAUUACGGUAGGUCAAGGUGCAGAGGCUCGGGGCCCGAAUAAUACUUAAGACUCGGAGAUUUCGCGGACUCUGGCCCUUCACGAAAUAUUGUGACCACUCUACCAAAUCAUGGUUGUUUCACAUCCCAAUUCCCUCAGUUAUCCUCCCCUUGACGGAUCUCUCUUUCUCCCUGAAUUGCUGGAGUUCAAUGCGCAACAUAACUCGGUUGUCACCUUCUUUGUCUACAACAAACCUGGCAGCAGCGAUCUGGUCUCUAUCUCACACCUAGACUUCUAUCGAGCUUGUCAUCGUGCCGCACAUCAAAUUAGACCGGGUCGUGCAGGCGCGGACAAUGAAGUGGUCGGCAUCAUCGCCAAUUCAGACACCCUCCUCUAUCACACGGUAUUCAUGGGCAUCAUCUUCGCUGGGCUGGUUCCAUUCCCCGUGUCGCAUCGUAAUUCUGCGGCGGCAGUCUUAAGCAUCAUGCAGAAAACAAAGUGUCGUCGUUUAGUCACCACUCACCACUCUCUCAGUUCCCUGAUCGACGGGAUCAAAGCGGGUAUCGUGUCUAGUGGCACUGAAAUCAGUCGGCUGCAGCUCGACGAGAUGCCUGCGCUGAAAGAUUUGUAUCCUGCGCUUGAUACAGGUUCUCCAGACGAAGAUUUUGUCUCAUACCCUCCCCGAGCCCCACGGUCAUCUCAGGACGACGUAUUAUUCUACCUGCAUUCCUCUGGGAGCACUGGUUUGCCGAAACCUAUUCCAACAACCAACCAGUCUGUCAUCGACUGGUGCACAGCCCCGUGCAUUGUCGACCACAUCGGCGUUUCCGCUCCUAUCCGCGUCGCUGCUGCAUCGUUUCCACCAUUCCAUCUCAUGGGUGUGAUGGCCCAACUGCUAAUACCCACUGUAUCCUUGUGCAGCGUAUCUAUUUACCCACCUGCGUCCUUCCACGACCCAUCAGCGGCCCCCAUAAUACCCAAUUCCCAAAAUAUCCUGGAAUCUGUGCUUAAUACCAAAUCGACCGCUUUGUGGGCCAUGCCUUUCUUCCUGGAGCAAUGGGCAUGUUCUCCCAAUGCUGUUGACAUUUUGAAGACACUCAAAUAUGUCCUCUUUGGUGGUGGCCCACUCGCCUCUAAGACGGGAAAUGCCCUGGUAGAUGCAGGGGUCAUGUUAUCGGUUACGUACGGCGCUACAGAGAUUGGGCCCGUCACUUCUAUAUUCCGGAAUGAGGCCAGGAAAAAGCUUUGGGACUGGCUGCAAUUUAUCCCAAACACCAGAUGGGCUCCUCAGGGCGAUGGAACAUAUGAAUGCCAAAUUCUGACGACUCCAACAUAUCGGGUGUCAGUAGAGAACCUCCCAGACGUCAAGGGUUAUGCUACUUCUGAUUUAUUUAUCAAGCAUCCAACGAUCGAGGGUCUGUGGAAGAUCUCGGGAAGGAAGGAUGAGGUCUUGAUGCUCUCAUCCGGGGAGAAAGUAAUACCAGCUCUCAUGGAAUGCAUCGUCGGGACCAACCCCUAUGUGAACGGCGCCGUCAUCUUCGGCCGUGGACGUAGCCAAGUUGGCAUCCUCAUAGAGCCACGAGCAGGGCAUGAAAUCGACGUCGAUGACGAGGCACAGGUUUCGGAGUUCAGGAAUCGAGUGUGGCCCGAGAUAGAGGAAGCGAACAGGGCGGGGCCUGCCUUCAGCAGAAUCUUCAAGGAAAUGGUACUUGUGACGCGCAGAGAGAAGCCCAUGCCUCGAGCUGGGAAAGGGACCGUCACCAAGAAAGCCGCCAGCCAACUGUACGAAGAGGAGAUCAAUGCCCUAUACGACAAGGUGGAGGGCGGCAGAACAGGUAUCGACGUGCCUUUGCCUAUGAACUGGACUACGGAGGACGUGGAGAGUUGGCUCAUGGUCCAUGCCGCUUCUGUGAACGCUGGCAAGGCAGUCGAUCCUGACACAGACUUCUUUGCUCAGGGCUUUGACAGUCUCUCUGCGACAUUCCUCAGAAACCGGAUCAUCGGUUCCCUUAGGUCGGCACCAGAUCGCGACGUCCAGGCAUCAGCACUGCAAAUUGACCAGAAUAUCGUCUAUCUGAGUCCUUCUAUUCGCCAGCUCGCGAGAAGCGUCAUCCAUGCAGUAUUGCAUGGGAACAGUCCAAGCUCGGUCGAUGUCAAGGCUGAGAUCGAGAGCAUGAUUGAAAAGUAUUCAGUCGGAUUCAGCGCGGACUCUGCCAGAGAUGCCUCCGCCACUCUGGUUAAUGGACGGAGUCGAGGCAAUCAUGUGGUCAUCCUGACAGGGUCCACGGGUGGUCUUGGUUCAUACCUGCUUGCAUCUUUGCUACAGCGUGAGGAUGUGUCAGUGGUAUAUGCCUUCAAUCGGUUGUCGAGGGGCAAUGAAUCAAUUGAACAACGACAGAACAAUAGUUUCGAAGACCGUGGUUUGGACAUCACCCUCCUGCAGUCAGAGAAACUGUUGUAUAUAGAAACGGAUACCGCUAGUCACGACCUGGGUUUGGAGAAGGAGUUGUAUCAGAAGAUCUGCACGUCCGUCACUGUCAUCAUUCACAGCGCUUGGCGACUCGACUUUAACCUGGCGCUGUCGUCCUUUGAGCCUAAUGUUCGGGGAACGCGCAAUCUUAUAGACCUGGCAUUAUCUUCUCCGUGCCAUCCGAAGCCACGCUUCUUAUUCACGUCUUCUAUCUCGACUGCCCAAAGCUGGGAUAAAGCGAAAGGACCUUUCCCAGAAGAGUUACAGUACGACGCGGGCAUCGCAGAGGGCCUUGGAUAUGGCGCGAGUAAAUACGUUUGUGAAAGGGUCCUCGUGAACAGCAAGUUGCCGGCAUCCUCAUUCAGAAUUGGACAAAUAGCGGGAGGACCCCCACGAGGAGCUUGGUCGAAGACGGACUGGCUGCCGAUCAUCGUCAAGUCGAGUGUAAGUCUGGGUGUAUUUCCGGAAGCUCAAGGGCUUCUGUCGUGGAUCCCUACUCACGCCGUAUCAAAUGCCAUUCUUGAUGUGGCUUUCUCACAAGAAGAACCUCCCAUUGCAGUUAAUCUUGUGCAUCCGAGACCGGUAGCGUGGGCCACGCUGAUGCGACCUGUUGCGGACGCCAUCUUUGAUCGCAAGAUAACAAGCGUCCCGAUGCCUCUCAUUCCAUUCUCGGAGUGGUUCGAAAAGGUCGAAUUGAGUGCCAAGAAUGCAAGCGAGGAAAACAUCCAACGCAUCCCUGCUAUCAAGCUUCUUGACUUCAUGCGUGUCAUGUCUCGAUCAGAUAUCGCAAUCAGAGCGUCUGGGGACAUGCGCUCAGAAGUGGGUGGCAUCACCUCGUUCGCGACUGGCGUGGCCCAGCGCGUCAGUCUGACGGUGAAAGAGCUGGAGCCCUUGUCAUCGGUGGCUGCGACACAAUGGGUAGACUAUUGGGAUGCGGUGAGGAUGUUUCGAUGAAUGAUUGCCUAGAAAUGGAAUUUUGUUGGGCCAUUUUUAGUAGGAUUUUCUGAUGGGGCAGUGUACAACAGAUAGUAAGACAAAUUAGACGUUUGCCAAUCUUCUU